Messenger RNA from Nylanderia fulva, 2059 nucleotides. RefSeq names its product Heparan sulfate 3-O sulfotransferase-B (gene Hs3st-B). Gene Ontology annotation, molecular function: [heparan sulfate]-glucosamine 3-sulfotransferase activity. The record is from RefSeq and is a predicted model, not a curated record. Lineage: Eukaryota; Metazoa; Arthropoda; Insecta; Hymenoptera; Formicidae.
AAUAGAAAAUUAUGCAUUUCUUGCCUUUCCCUCAGAAUAUAUAAUCUCCAAAUUUAUAUUCUACUGAAUAUGCAAUCACAAAAUCUAAAAAUAUGCACCUAGUGUCCUAGUUUGAAUGAUAUUAAUGUCAUCAUAUCGAUAUUCGAUUUUUCGCCCGCUAUAUUGGAAUACACCAGUUGCAUUUAUGCGCGUGAUUUAUGUGCAGAGAUUAUUCUUGCCUUAUCAUAGCGCACAUAUAAUGUGUACAUAGGAUAUCAGGAUAUCACGAAGGGUAUCGAUGCGGGCAAAUCAGUAUCGAUGAACGAGACGGCGGAUGCUGCGACGAUAUAAUGGCAUCCAGGAAGCCGACAAAAUACGACGACUCGUAAAAAUCACGAAAUGGAACUGCGUAAAAGCUCUUGGAAGAUUCUAAUCCUCGUGUGCGCGUUGGCCAUCUACCUAUGGAUGCUCCUCGUCGAUCAUUCGCACAUGCUAGCUGACAUAUCGCAGAAGAUCACUCUUCAGAAAACGCGGAUCUCCGCGUCCGCGAAAAAUAUUCUGUACCAGAAUCUCGAUCAAUCGAAGCUCGAGGAUGCAUCUCCGAAUGAUUCAAACUUGAAAAAACUACAGUCGCUUUCGUCGCAGAAUUCGAGCGACGCGCUUAAAGGAAACGCAUUGAAAUAUCAGACGUUCAAGCAACAAAGUUUGAUACCAAGCCGACAAUUGCCGACCGCUCUGAUAAUUGGGGUGAAAAAAGGCGGAACGAGAGCCCUUUUGGAAUUCCUCAGAUUGCAUCCAGCAAUUCGCGCUGCCGGCUCGGAGGUCCAUUUCUUUGAUCAUCAUUAUGUUAAAGGAUUUCGUUGGUACAAACGCAGAAUGCCCCCGACUCUAAUCGGUCAAAUCACCAUGGAGAAGACGCCGUCAUAUUUCGUGACGAGCGAAGUGCCGAAGAGGGUGAAGCACAUGAACCCGGGGAUGAAGCUAAUCGUCGUGGUGAGAGAUCCCGUGACCCGGGCGAUUUCCGAUUACACGCAGGUGAAGAGCAAGCGUCGCAAGAUGCCGCGAUUCGAGGAUCUGGCUUUUUUGAACGGAUCAAGGAUCGUGGACACUUCCUGGGUGCCACUGAGGAUCGGGGUUUACGUGCGGCAUCUCGAAAGAUGGUUGCAAUACUUCCCGCUGUCGCAAUUUUUAUUCGUGUCGGGCGAACGCCUGAUCGCUGAUCCGGUGAUGGAGAUCACCCGGGUACAGGACUUCCUUGGACUGAAACGAGUGAUAAGCGAAAAACACUUCUACUUCAACGCCACCAAAGGCUUCCCUUGCUUGCUCAAGUCGGAAGAUCGCGCGACGCCGCACUGUCUCGGGAAAAACAAGGGACGCAGUCAUCCAUACAUCGAUCCCCUGGCGAUUCAACGUUUACGAGAUUUCUAUCGGCCUUUCAAUCAACGCUUCUAUCAAUUGGCGGGGAUGGAUUUCGGCUGGUACUAAAAACCUACACGUAUCGUAUACAUAUCGUAUACAUAUCGUAAGCAGGAAAACGAAACGAAAGUCAAUUUUCAUUAUAUAUCUAAAUACUUACAGUAUCUGUCACACGUGUGUGAAUAUAUUUGCAAUCUGAACUCUGAUAAAUGCAUAUACAUAGUUACAUCAGAACGCGUUAUUAUAGUAUUCGCAAAAAAGUUUUCUCAAAUUUUGUUUUUAUUUUCUUUAAUUUUUCUUCUAAAUUUCGAAAGACUCUCUCUUAAUAUAUAUUAUUAAUUUAAUAUACCGAUAAAUAAUAUCUGUAAGAACUACAUAUAUGGAAAUUUGUUUGCUUAUUAUGUUUGCUUAUUUGUGAAAUAACUUUGUCUAGAUUCGAGUAUUUAUAUAAGAUUGAGUUGCAAUGUAUAAACACAAAAUUGUUAAGUAUAUUAGAUUUAUAUCAUAUUAUUAUAAAAGUAACAGAAAAAAUGAUUACUAUAUAUAUGCUAUCUGUUAAAAUUAUAAGCAGUAUACGGUUCCCGUCCGAGAGUUCUACGAAAAACCGCCACAUAUCUAUAUUUCCUAUAUUAUUAUAAUAUAUUAUAAUAAUUAUGAUGUUUUU